Daldinia childiae is the source of this 1566-nucleotide messenger RNA. RefSeq names its product DnaJ like protein subfamily C member 3. Gene Ontology annotation, molecular function: protein-folding chaperone binding; misfolded protein binding. Gene Ontology annotation, cellular component: endoplasmic reticulum. Gene Ontology annotation, biological process: protein folding in endoplasmic reticulum. NCBI's taxonomy places the organism in Eukaryota, Fungi, Ascomycota, Sordariomycetes, Xylariales, Hypoxylaceae. The transcript is spliced from 2 exons. The coding region runs from base 1 to 1566 and encodes 521 amino acids. The record is from RefSeq and is a predicted model, not a curated record.
AUGAUUGUUCCUCUAUCAGCCCUGGCUCUCGCAGCCACUGCGCUCACUUCUACCGGUCUCGUUCAAGCCCUCUCUGCUUCGGAUAUCCCCUCCGACACCCCUAUCUCGACUCUCCUCUCUUCGGCGCAAUCACACUUAACUAAGGGCGAAACAAACGAGGCCUUGACGUACUACGAUGCCGCUGUCGCUCGCGAUCCAAACGACUACUUAACGUACUUCAAACGGGCUACUACCUAUCUCUCGCUUGGUCGCACGUCGCAGGCUACCUCGGACUUCAACAAGGUCUUACAACUAAAGCCGGACUUCGAAGGAGCGCAUCUGCAACUAGGCAAGUUAAAGGCCAGAGGUGCUGAUUGGGAUGGAGCUAUGGAACACUACCUCUUAGCCAAGCAGAAGCAAGGUUCCUCCGAAUUCGAGAAGCUGGUCGAGGCGCAGGGUGCUGCUAAAUUGGCAGAAGAAGCCGCGCAAAAGGGGAGCUGGGAUGAAUGUAUAAGUCAGGCCAGCGAUGCCAUCCUCGUCGCAAACCGAGCACCUAAUCUACGAGAACUACGCAUCAAGUGUCGAUUCGAGAAAGGAGAGGUCGAAGGUGCGAUGGGCGACUUACAACAUAUCCUACAGAUGAAAGCGGGCGACACUACUCCUCAUCUACAGAUCUCGGCUACCACAUUUUACGGCUUAGGAGACAUAGAACAGGGUAUAGCGCAGAUCAAGAAGUGUCUGCACUCUGAUCCCGAGUCCAAGCCCUGCAAGAAGUUAUUGAAGCAAGAAAAGAACAUUGAUAAGACGUUGGCAAAAGUCAACAAGGCUUUGGAGAGGAAUCAGCCUAUGACUGGCGUCAAACUGUUAGUGCCGUCUGGUGAUGAACCAGGUCUGAUCAACGAGGUGGAAGAGCAGAUUAAGGAGCACAAGAAGGCUGGUAUAAUCCCGGAACUCGCUCCCAACGUGUUACUGGCUAGACUAGUCGAGACUGCUUGCCAGGCUUACUACGAGGCAAAUAGCAAGAAGGCCAGCACAUAUUGUCAAAAGUCUCUAACACUGGAUGAGAAUUCUUUAUACGGUCUGUUACACAAAGCCAAGACGCAACUAGACGCCGAUGAUUUCGAGCCCUGCAUCGCAACUCUGAAGAAAGCAGCAGAAGCCAGACCGGACAAGAAUAACAUCAUCAACCCCCUAAUGCAGAAAGCCCAGGUCGCUCUUAAGCGCAGCAAGACAAAAGAUUACUACAAGGUCCUUGGCGUGUCGCACGACGCGGACGAACGACAGAUUAAGUCGGCCUACCGGAAGCUCACCAAGAUUCACCAUCCGGACAAGGCGGCCAAGCAGGGUUUAAGCAAGGAGGAAGCGGAGAAGAAGAUGGCAUCGAUCAACGAGGCGUAUGAGGUGCUGAGCAACCCAGAGCUCCGUGAAAGAUUCGAUCGCGGCGACGACCCGAAUUCUCACGAACAGCAAGGCAAUCCAUUCCAGCAGGGCCACCCAUUCAUGUACCAACAAGGCGGCGGCCAGCAGUUCCACUUCAAGUUUGGUUCAGGAGGCGGUGGCUUUCCGGGUGGUUUCCCAUUCGGUUAA